AGACUUGGCACUCCUGUUGGUGGAGAGAAAGCUCAGAAACGACAUUGAUUUUAAUGGCAGGAGACCCGCUUGGUGCUCCUUCCCUGUUCGUUUAAUUGCAGCUUGUGAAAUCUGGCCACUGCUCGAAGUUUAGCUUUCAUCCUGACUUCAUAAACAUCACCUUUGGCUUUUUGCCCAGGCCAACAGCAGCAGGGAAUUGCCAAGUGAGGCUUCCUGCUUUGAAGAUGGCUCUUUUCAGCUGGCUGGUUGCUCUUUGCCUCCUCCUCCUCCUCUCUUUCUGGAAGAGCCAACGUCCCAAAGGGUUCCCUCCCGGACCUUGGCGCCUGCCCCUGAUCGGGAAUGUGCUUCAGUUCAGUAUGGGGAAACCUUUGAAGGACCUGGAUCAGUUAGCAAAAAAAUAUGGUCCUGUCUUCUCUCUUUAUGUUGGAAACAAACCUGUAGUCUUUACUCACGGAUUUCCUUCAGCAAAAGAGGUCCUCGUGACAAAAGGCACAGAAUUUGCUGGGAGAACAAAUGUUUAUAUUAUGGACGUGAUCACUAAGAAAAAAGGCAUAUUCUCACUACCUUACGGUGAAGUGUGGAAGGAGCAAAGGAGGUUUUCAGUGAUGCUUUUCAGAAACUUUGGAGUGGGCAAAAAUUUGAUGGAAGAAAAGAUCUUGGAGGAGGCGACUUAUUUGAUUCAGGCAUUUACUGAAAACAUGAGUGUGCCUUUUGAUCCUUAUGAGUUCCUUGACAGUGCGGUCAUCAACAUACUUUCUACCAUAAUAUUUGGGAAACGUUUUGAAUACAACAGCAGCUUCUUAAGAACCCUGCUGGACCUGAUACAUCAAAAUAUCAAACUGCCAGCAGGACCCUGGGCCAUGCUUUACAAUGCCGUGCCCUUAGUGAGAGGGCUUCCCCUGCCCCACCAGAGAAUACUAACGAAUGCCAGUAAGAUCUUUGCUUUGCUUGAAAAAGAAGUGGAGGAACACAAGGCAACCUUGAUUCCUGGAGAACCACGGGAUUUCACUGAUGCGUAUUUAGAAGAAAUACAGAAGGUAGAUUUCUUAGUCUUUUGUUCUGAUUUUACACUGUUAUUGAUACAGUAUUUUACAGAAUGA
This is a messenger RNA of Candoia aspera, 1100 nucleotides long. RefSeq names its product cytochrome P450 2F2-like. NCBI's taxonomy places the organism in Eukaryota, Metazoa, Chordata, Lepidosauria, Squamata, Candoiidae. Gene Ontology annotation, biological process: xenobiotic metabolic process. Gene Ontology annotation, cellular component: intracellular membrane-bounded organelle; cytoplasm. The record is from RefSeq and is a predicted model, not a curated record. Gene Ontology annotation, molecular function: oxidoreductase activity, acting on paired donors, with incorporation or reduction of molecular oxygen, reduced flavin or flavoprotein as one donor, and incorporation of one atom of oxygen; iron ion binding; heme binding. The transcript has 6 exons. Bases 225 to 1100 code for a protein of 291 amino acids.